Messenger RNA from Vairimorpha ceranae, 132 nucleotides. RefSeq lists its product as hypothetical. The record is from RefSeq and is a predicted model, not a curated record. The transcript has a single exon. The coding region runs from base 1 to 132 and encodes 43 amino acids. NCBI's taxonomy places the organism in Eukaryota, Fungi, Microsporidia, Nosematidae.
AUGAAUAGACUGGGUCUUCUAGCGCAAACUGCCUACCAUAAUUUUUCUCUAAAAAUAAGAAAUAAAAAAUUAAAUAACGAAAAAAAUAAGCUCUGCAUUAAAAAGGGUCUGCAAGUAGGCAGCUUGCGCUAG